AUGGAAGAGCAUUCUAUUGAUGCGGACCUCCAUCACGCCUCUAAUGUGAGCACACCUGACCGCAGCAACAGCUCCGCCGACACAUUGCCAAAUGCGAACAGCUUGCAAAGCCGACUGGAUCUUCUCCUCUCUGUCAUCACCGAAGCUGAUGAUCUGCCAGCUCAGCAAGCUCGAGAUGAUGCUAGGCCCAGUAGCUCAGCAUCUAGUAUGGUACCACACAAAACGCCGCUACAAGCUUUCCUGCAUUGCAAAGAAGAUUUCCCACUAUACUACACGCAGCGUAAGAAGACAGCUGUCAGCUCACCGCCGCAUGUUCAGUCAUUGCAUACGAAGGACCAUGCUCUCGUUGAUGGUGCUGAUACCACUCCCGGCACUUCUCCCGGUGCCAGCCAGUCUGCGAGACAGAGGAUGCUUCUAGUGGAGAUGGGGAUCGGGGCAAGCGACCACGGCGAAGCAAGGAUCCCCAAGCACGAUGCAGGCCUCAAGGCCUACAAUGUCCAUUCUACAUAG
This is a messenger RNA of Recurvomyces mirabilis, 510 nucleotides long. RefSeq lists its product as uncharacterized. The record is from RefSeq and is a predicted model, not a curated record. The coding region runs from base 1 to 510 and encodes 169 amino acids. Lineage: Eukaryota; Fungi; Ascomycota; Dothideomycetes; Mycosphaerellales; Teratosphaeriaceae. The transcript has 2 exons.